AUGGAGACAGAAGAGGCCCAGGACAUGGCCCCGCUGCCUGGUCGGGAAAGUCCUCCUCAGAACGACACGUCAGAGGAGCCAGAGGAACCUAUGGCCGUUCCUGAAGACCUGUCCUCCAGCUCGGGCCACCAGCAAAACAACAGCAGCAAAGCCGUUGCCGUUAAGGCAGAGAGUGGCGUGCACGUAGCGGAGGAGGCGGAGUUUGCCGAGGACUUGCGUGUGGUCGAUCCGUCGGGGCCCAAACCCAACGGGACGGGGCCGAGUCCGGGAGCCAAGGCCUUCUCCGCGUCCGGAGGGAUCAGGCUGCCCAACGGCAAGCUCAAGUGCGAUAUCUGCGGAAUAGUGUGUAUCGGGCCCAAUGUGCUGAUGGUGCAUAAGAGAAGCCACACUGGAGAGCGGCCGUUCCAGUGCAGUCAGUGCGGAGCCUCGUUCACACAGAAGGGAAACCUGCUCCGACACAUCAAGCUCCAUUCAGGAGAGAAACCCUUCAAAUGUCACCUGUGCAGCUACGCCUGCCGCCGCCGCGACGCACUGACCGGACACCUGCGCACACACUCAGGUACCACAGGCACUCAGGUACCACAGGCACUCAGGUACCACAGGCACUCAGGUACCACAGGCACUCAGGUACCACAGGCACUCAGGUACCACAGGCACUCAGGUACCACUGACACUCAGGUACCACAGGCACUCAGGUACCACAGGCACUCAGGUACCACAGGCACUCAGGUACCACAGGCACUCAGGUACCACAGGCACUCAGGUACCACAGACACUCAGGUACCACAGGCACUUAGGUACCACAGGGCACUCAGGUACCACAGGCACUCAGUUACCACAGGCACUCAGGUACCACAGGCACUCAGGUACCACAGGCACUCAGGUACCGCAGGCACUCAGGUACCACAGGCACUCAGGUACCGCAGGCACUCAGGUACCACAGGCACUCAGGUACCGCAGGCACUCAGGUACCACAGGCACUCAGGUACCACAGGCACUCAGGUACCACUGACACUCAGGUACCACAGGCACUCAGGUACCACAGGCACUCAGGUACCACAGGCACUCAGGUACCACAGGCACUCAGUUACCGCAGGCACUCAGGUACCACAGGCACUCAGGUACCGCAGACACUCAGUUACCACAGGCACUCAGGUACCACAGGCACUCAGGUACCACAGGCACUCAGGUACCACAGGCACUCAGUUACCGCAGACACUCAGUUACCACAGGCACUCAGGUACCACAGACACUCAGGUACCACUGACACUCAGGUACCAAAGGCCCUCAGGUACCACAGGCCCUCAGGUACCACAGGCCCUCAGGUACCACAGGCUCUCAGGUACCACUGACACUCAGGUACCACAGGCACUCAGGUACCGCAGGCACUCAGGUACCACAGGCUCUCAGGUAUCACAGGUACCACUGACACUCAGGUACCACGGACACUCAGGUACCACAGACAUUCAGGUACCACAGACACUCAGGUACCACAGGCUCUCAGGUACCACAGACAUUCAGGUACCACUGACACUCAGGUACCACGGACACUCAGGUACCACAGACAUUCAGGUACCACAGACACUCAGGUACCACAGGCUCUCAGGUACCACAGACAUUCAGGUACCACUGACACUCAGGUACCACGGACACUCAGGUACCACAGACAUUCAGGUACCACAGACACUCAGGUACCACAGGCUCUCAGGUACCACUGACACUCAGGUACCACAGGCUUUCAGGUACCACAGGCACUCAGGUACCACAGGCACUCAGGUACCACAGGCACUCAGGUACCACGGGCUUUCAGGUACCACUGACACUCAGGUACCACAGGCACUCAGGUACCACAGACACUCAGGUACCACAGACACUCAGGUACCACAGACACUCAGGUACCACAUGCACUCAGUGGGGAAGCCUCAUAAAUGUGCGUACUGUGGGCGGAGCUACAAGCAGCGCAGCUCAUUGGAGGAGCACAAAGAACGAUGUCACAACUACCUCCAGUGCAUGGGGCUGCAGAACAACAUCUACUCAGUAGUGAAGGAGGAGAGCCACAGUGAUGGGAGGGAGGAGAUGUCGGGAUGUGACCGAGCCCUGCUGCUCGACAGACUGGCCAAUAAUGUAGCUAAACGGAAGAGUUCUAUGCCACAGAAGUUUGUGGGGGACAAGCGUCUCUCGGACCUCUCCUACGACAGUGCGUCCGCAGACCUGAUGCAGCCUCACGUCAUCGACCAGGCCAUCAACAGCGCCAUCAGCUACCUGGGCGCCGAGUCCCUGCGUCCCCUGAUCCAACAGACCUCCCCCGGCUCCUCCUCGGACGCCGCCCUGGGCCCCAUGUUCCCUCUGCACAAACCUCCCACCGAUAACUCCGUCCCCCACAACCUCUCGGCCAAAGACAGCGCCGCCGAGAACCUCCUGCUGCUCUCCAAGUCCAAGUCGGCGUCCAGCGAGAAAGACGCCUCUCCCAGCCACAGCGGCCACGACAGCACGGACGACACGGAGAGCAAUAACGAGGAGCGGCCAGCAGGGGGAGCGGCGGCGGCUGGGCUCAUCUAUCUGACCAAUCACAUGAGCGGAGCCAGGAACGGGGCCCUGGUGAAGGAGGAGCAGCAGCGGCAGUACGAGGCCAUGAGGGUGGGGCUGGAGAUGGCCUCCGAGGGCUUCAAGGUCCUGACGUCGGACGGCGACCAGGUGAGAGCGUACAGGUGCGAGCAUUGCCGUGUCCUGUUCCUGGACCACGUCAUGUACACCAUCCACAUGGGCUGCCACGGCUUCAGGGACCCCCUGGAGUGCAACCUGUGUGGUCACCGCAGCCAGGACCGCUACGAGUUCUCCUCCCACAUCACCAGAGGAGAACACCGCUACUGA
This is a messenger RNA of Knipowitschia caucasica, 2871 nucleotides long. NCBI's taxonomy places the organism in Eukaryota, Metazoa, Chordata, Actinopteri, Gobiiformes, Gobiidae. The record is from the annotation of a GenBank genome assembly.